Molecule: messenger RNA, 4297 nt
Organism: Diorhabda carinulata
Lineage: Eukaryota; Metazoa; Arthropoda; Insecta; Coleoptera; Chrysomelidae
Gene: spidey
Product: very-long-chain 3-oxoacyl-CoA reductase
Exons: 3
Coding region: 3103-4062 (319 amino acids)
Cellular component (GO): endoplasmic reticulum
Molecular function (GO): oxidoreductase activity
Source: RefSeq, a predicted model, not a curated record
GUUAUCAUCUUACAUCGUUGUUAUAAGGUAUAUAAAAUGUGCCGUGUAUUUUAAGAAAGAAAAAGUAAUUUGCUUAAAUUUGCUUGGAUGUAGUGAAAGUAGUAUGUCCAACACGUGUGGGUUAUAGUCCAGUUAAUAAAUCUUGAAGGUCAAUUUUUUCAAAAUUUUUUGAAUAAACAGCUACUGAAUAUUUAUUAUUAAUACGGAGUGAAAGAAAAAGGUAAAGUGAUCCACGUAUUCCAUAUAUUUAGAACUAACAGCCAGCACCAACAGAAAGAUGUAGAUAAAUAUAAAAAGACUGUCAUUUACAAAUCAGUUUUAUUAAUCACUUCAUAGUAAUCAUUUUCAUAAAGAUGCAAUUUCAUGUUGACUUUCGACGAGACAAGUUUGACUGGAGCGUCAUCUUAAAUUAAUACAGCGUCCGAACUAAUUAUUAUUUAGCUCAGUUUCUUGACUAACAAUUUAUAUCUAAGACACACUCUAUGUUUUUAGGUUAACAGACUACUGACAUAAGUGAUAUAUUUUAGAAUUUUUUUCAGCAGUUUGAAGCUUGGCGCUCUAAUAUUUGAUGCAGUAUUAAUUUGAGAUGGCGUUCCAGUCGAAAUUAUACCACAUUUGACGCUCUAAAAUAAGGUCGAGCGUCAACAUUAAAUUACACCUCAUUUCUUCUUUAUAAAUGUUGUUGAAGUAUUUUGAUGUUCCUAAUCGAAGCCCCAUGAUAUUUCUAGGAAAAUCUAAGUUUCUCAUAUUUCUCAAUAGACAAAUGAAAUAACAAAAAACAUUUCAAGUUAGACGUUAUGAUUAUGUUAUUUUUUUUCCCAAGAUUUCUUAUCCAUAUUAUCAUAGUUUUGAUUGCUUUAAUGUGUGCUCCAAACAUUAGUACAUCAAUAAAUUGAAACUUUUUACUUUGGGUUGAAAAAUAUCACAUCACAAACAGGUUAAUGAGGGCAGUCAACAAACGAAAAUAGUAUAACAAAAAUUAAAGCAAACCGGCAUUUAACUGAUGGGUUUACAGACACGAAAGGUUUGAAAUAAUGGUGUUGCCUCUCGCCAACGCUACUCAAGAUUUACUAUGAGCAGGCACUCAAGAUGUGAAAGCGGAAAUGCAGAGGGAUGGGAAUUCCUCUCAGUGACAAUGAAAUAUUUGGGACCAAAUAAUACCAAAAGUCAACAAACAACGAAUAAAUAACACACACAUUAAUCUAUUACAUCAAAGUCAAACAUCCAAUCUUAUAUGGGCAUUUACAAAGAAUACCAAAACAGGUCCUAAAGUGGACACCACAUGGGAAAAGGAGAAGAGGAAGAUCACAAAUAAGCUGGAGAAAGAGCAUAGAUAAGGAAAUACAGAAGAGAGAAGGAUAGAGACAGAUGGCGGUUAGAGAUCGGAAGAAAUCGGAGAACGAACCGAAGUGCUAAACAGAGAAAACGAUACACGAUUUGCAUCUGCACUAUUCUAACGUGUAAGCUCGUGGGAUGGAAAUAUUUAUAAUCAAAUAACUUUUUUGGCAUAUCAGAAUGGUGAUAUUAAUUAUAUUAAUUUAUUAGAUAUUGAAAAAAAAAGAAUUUGUUAUCCAAAACAUGCUUCCUAUUGCGGUUCCAAGCACGUGAUAUAGUUGUGAAAAAUACGAGACUGUUGUUGAUAAUAAUAAUUAAUCAUUUUUUUAGUUCAAUCUUACAAUGCAAUCUACUACGAUAAAGUUGAUAAAUAAAAAUGAUAUUUUAAUUUGGAAGUUGUUACAAGUAUUUAUUUAAAGAAAUUUUAAUUACGCAAUCUUCUAUUUCCUCCAAUAUACUGCAUUAAUAGUAUCAACCAAAAUGAGUAUUGAUACAAUAAAUUAAACUCUAAUUUGUACAGUUUUUUAUCACGAGCAAACGAAAAUUAUUCCCCUUGAAUAUAGCAAGGACAGAAUUAAAUUUGCGUGUCCUUGUGCAAAAAUAUCUGGGUCAAUGUAGGCGUUGGUACUGGACGACCGUCAGAAUAAGGUUAAAAAGAUAAAAAAAAGUUGUCAAUAUAUCAGAGGAAUGCAUUUACCGACUGAAGAAUUAGGCUAUAGACCAAAAGCGCAUUUGACUGAACAUUUCCUGUUCCUUAUUGACACAGAUUAAGGAAAAUGAGUUAGAUUUUUGCAUCGAUUAAUAAUUGUAGAUGAAACCUGCAUUGAGGGACAGUGGAUUGCAAACGGCGAACCUGAUCAGAAAAAGGCAGAAGGUUUCAUCGGUCGAUAAAGUGAUAGCGACCAUUUUUUGGAUAAGGUUAAGGUAAAAAAAUAACAAAAGAGUAUAACGCAUCAUUGCUUGAUAAGGUAACGGUAGAAAUUACAGAAAAGAUAUCGCAUUCGAAGAAAAGAAAGUGCUUUUCCAUCAGGGUGAUCGUCUUGGAUAAAAUUACCGAAUUGCACUUCUAAUUGUUUGACCACCCAUCGUAUUCACCAAAUCUAGUUCCUAGCGACUUUUUCCUGUUUUUUAACCUAAAAGUUUCAUUUUCAAGAGAAAUAUUUUCAUCAAAUGAGGACGUUAUCGUAUUUUGACGAGAAUCUAUUAUUUGGAGGGGUUAAAAAAGUUAGCGCAUCACUGGGAAAAGUGCAUAUACUUAAAAGAAGACUAAAUAAAAAUUAUCGUAGAAAAAAUAUCUUGUUUCUUUGUUAGUUCGGAAAUUUUUCCGAUAACCCUCGUACUCUUUAAACUUUAUUAAGAAGUGAGCUAUUUAUAUUGAUUUCAGUUAAUUUUUGUAGUCAGUUUAAAUAUAAUUUUGAAACAGCAUUGAUUAACUACUUCACAUUUUGUAUUAUAUACAUUCAUAAUCUAAGUUUUUUUUAAAUAAUCAGUAUGUUGUCUACUUAAUAGUGUAAAUAUUCUCGAUUUAUCACGGAAUUACUUCUUAGUGUAACAUCAUAAUAACAGUUUAGUAUUAUAUUAACCGGACUAUAACACAAAUUUCUCCAAAUCGAUUCAAGCUAUAGAAAGGGGUUAAACAUUUACGGCGCAUGUCUGAACUUGGUCGCAGCGAAAUAAUCAACACUUCUUCCUGUCGUUCCGGUAUUCAAAUUUGAGUGUUUAAAACAAUCAGUGAUUUUAAAGACCGCAUGUCGUUGCAUUUUAAGCAUGAAUCAAGAAGAAAACAAUUUUUGUCCGGUGAAUAAAAUAGCGCUUAUUUGUACAUGUAUAGUAGGAUUUCAAUUAUCUAGGAUGCUAUUCAGAUUCCUUUAUGACUCCUUUUUGGCUCCCGCAUUCAAAAUUAAUGCUGUUAAUAUUAAAGAAACAGGAACAUGGGCUGUCGUUACUGGAGCUACAGAUGGAAUUGGUAAAGCGUAUGCCGAAGUUUUAGCUCAGAAAGGCUUGAAUGUGGUGCUUAUUAGUAGGACCAAAUUAAAACUAGACGAUGUGGCGAAAGAAUUAGGAGAGAAGUAUAAAGUAGAAUUCCGAACUCUAGUUGCCGAUUUUACAGAUACUGAGCACAUCUACCACGAAAUCGAUAAACAGUUGAAUGGAAUGGAUAUUGGUGUACUGAUCAACAAUGUAGGAAUGAGUUACACUCAUCCAGAAUUCUUUUUAGAUGUAAAAGACAAAGACACUUUUUUCCCUAAUCUUAUUAACUGUAAUAUUUAUUCAGUAACAAAUAUGUGUAAAAUCGUCAUGCCGGGAAUGGUGGAAAGAAGAAAAGGAGUAGUUAUCAACAUAUCAUCAUCGGCUGCACAAAUUCCAAAUCCCCUUCUAACAGUGUAUGCUGCUUCAAAAGCGUAUGUUGUUAAAUUUUCUGAAGAUCUAGCUGCAGAAUAUUCAAAGUUUGGUAUUACUGUUCAAUGCUUGCUCCCUGGAUAUGUUGCUACAAAUAUGUCUAAAAUUAGAAGCUCAACUUGGAUGGCACCAUCUCCCCUCACUUAUGUAAAAGAAGCAAUAAAAACUGUUGGCAUCAAGGAAAGAACCACUGGGUAUUAUCCACACACUUUACUAAUUACUGUAGUGAAAGGAUUGGAUUAUAUAUCACCCAAAUUGUCAAGGUGGCUAAUAUUUAGAACAAUGUCAAAUAUCAGAAAAAGAGCUUUAAAAAGGGCUACACAAUAAUUUCUUGUACACUUCAACAGUUAUUUAUAUUUUGAUCUGAUCUGCAUCUCAUGUGGCCAAAUUACCGAUUAUAUUUAAUUAGAUUUUUCAAGAAAUUAUCUUUCUUUUUGUUGAGGAAUUUUAAAGAACAUUGUUUGUUAAAAAUUGUGUCCCUUGUUAAAAUUUGUAUUUGUUAUGGAGCCGACUCUGGAACAUUGUAUCACGAAAAAAAAAUAAUAAAUAUUUUACUUACGUU